AUGGAAGCUGAUAAGACUCAAUCAGGCCAAGGAGUUUGUGAAAAGAUUUUCAAAUUAGCAGUGAAUAUAAGUCCAACUUAUCGAUCAUUUCACCGCAUUUCUACUACUACCAAGCCAAAAAUAGAUCAUCACAUGAGGAAGUAUACUGCUAAACCAAUUUUAGUUAAUUAUAUUAUGUCUGAACAUGUCCUUGUAGAAUAUAAUCACAUUGCAGGAGAUGAUAGCGCAACGCACAAGUUUAAUAAGGCGGCUGAAUCUAUGAAAGGUGUGAACAAGUCCUCUAUAAAGAACAAGAUCACUAUAGUGCAUCAUCAUGAGAUAAAUGAAGGUCCUAAAGAUCAUAAUGACAGGUUUUCUAAUUAUAUUGAUCAUGUCAAAAACAAGAUGAGAAGUAUUUCUAGUUUUGAUGAUGAUAAAGUCACUCACUGUUCCAAGUUCAAGAUUAAUUAGAACUACACACAACUUGCCUGCUGAUGGGGAACAAUU
This is a messenger RNA of Solanum dulcamara, 486 nucleotides long. RefSeq lists its product as uncharacterized. NCBI's taxonomy places the organism in Eukaryota, Viridiplantae, Streptophyta, Magnoliopsida, Solanales, Solanaceae. The coding region runs from base 1 to 450 and encodes 149 amino acids. The record is from RefSeq and is a predicted model, not a curated record. The transcript has 3 exons.